UGCAUUUGUUUGCCCAUAUCUAUUUCUGUCUGGCAGACAGAAGCUGAGAGAAGUGUCUGUACCUGUGGAUGCGAAGCACGCCGCCAGGGUCAAUACCUCUCAAAGCGGGCAUCAAGACGGAAUGGGAUAGACCGAUAAAAAGCUGGCUCCCAGCCGGCCCUUAGGCUAUACCACCCACGAGUAGCGCAGAACCUAUCGCCAUGACUUCAGCUCCCAAAGAGUCCACUUCGGCGCAAUCGUUGUUCCCCUCUGACGGGAAACCCCCGUAUGUGCAUCUCCGCGAAACCACCUCGACCUUCAGCAGGCCGCUAGGGAGGAACGAGCUCGGCUACGCGCUCGUGCGUGGACCGCGCGGAUACGCCGAUUCCUUCACCAUCGUCCCCCUCGCUUGUUCGGGCGGGCACACCAUCACCGACGACGAGGUCGUGCAGGCAUGCGCCGCACUCCGUCUCCGCCACCCUCUCCUCGCGUCUAAGGUCGCAUACAGCACCACGAAACCGCCGGAGCUCGUGUACACCUCCCCUCUCAGCAAUGUCCACGCUCUUCGCGAGGCGAAGGCCCAGAUCGAAUUCCACGCCUUCCAUGCUCAGGACGCUUCCACCGAGGCUCUCCGUGAUCAGUGGUUGUACGCGAACCCCGAAGAGGCCCUCGACCUGCGUAACGGGACCUGCUCCCUCUACUGGGGCCGCGACAUCGACUCGCGUUCUGGGAAGUACAUCCUCGGUUUCAUGACGCCGCACUUCAUCACCGAUGGCCGCCGCCGGCUGAACCUUGUUCGUUGCAUGUUGGACUUGCUCGCUACCCCUGGUCGGGCCCAGCACGAGCUCGUCAUGUACUUCGCCGGCAAGAUGCCGAUCGUGGAGAUUCCACCUGCACUGGAAGGCCUCUGUCCUGACAUGCGCGACACCGAUCCAGCCGAACUCGUGAAAGCGAAAGCGGCGUUCGACGAGCUUGUCAAACUCAGAAGCAAGCCGUUGUCGGGUCUUAUUCCUGACGGCGUAAUCGCUGAGGGCAACCUUCAACCCCGAUUCAUACGUCAGACCUGGUCCCCGGAAGAGACCAAGAGCAUCUUGAGAGCCUGCAAGGCUCAUGGCGUCACGAUCACUCAGCUCGCCAAUGUCGCUAGCGCCUUCGCCUGCGUGCAACGUCCCGGCGCGGCUCGUUUCAGCGGAGGCCCGAGCGACGAGGACUCCCACUACUUCGAGUUCUCCCAGGCGUUCGAUGUCAACACCAAGGUGCCCCGGCUGACGAACAAUGGGGAGACGGAGACAGCCAUUCGCAUCGUCAUCUAUCCCGUCGUCAUGUCCGUCCCUCGAGCUGCGGUUGCCGAAUCCGCGAGCCAGGAUGCGAUCUGGGAUGCCGCGCGACAGUUCAAGGAGCGGAACGACGCCUUUGUGAAGUCGCCUUAUUUCUGGCACUUCACUGGCUUUUACGGUGCGAUCGCUGUCGAGAACUACAUGGCUCAGAUGGCUGGCAAGCCCUUCAUGCCGUACAUGAGCAGCAUGGGCGACCUGAAGAGCGUCCUGCCGAUUCGCUAUCCCGUUCACCACCAUCAUGCCAAUGGGAUAGUGAACGGCGUGAACGGGUCGACGCGUCACAACGCGGAGAUCCGGGUCUUGGACCAGAUUUCGGCGGGGAAGAUCGACCCGCAGGUGGCCAACUUCCUGAUGUACACGUUCGACGACAGGUUGAACAUCCAGUUCAAGUGGAAUGCGGGUCGCACGAGCGAUAACCUCAUCAACAGCUGGUUCAGCCGUGUGGUCGAGAUCAUCUCACAGGUUGCCGUCGACGAAGGUGUGAUUCUGUGAUUGCAUGUUGGUUGUGUAUCUGCGACGUU
Fomitopsis serialis is the source of this 1837-nucleotide messenger RNA. RefSeq lists its product as uncharacterized. Lineage: Eukaryota; Fungi; Basidiomycota; Agaricomycetes; Polyporales; Fomitopsidaceae. The transcript has 3 exons. The coding region runs from base 201 to 1808 and encodes 535 amino acids. The record is from RefSeq and is a predicted model, not a curated record.